GUUUUCAGAUGGGAUUGACCAAGGAUUAUUUGAAAUAUGAACAUGCCGGCUCCUGUGGGUGCGUUGGAUCUGCCAACGGCCAACUUGUUGCGAUUGAUGGACAAACCGUUGCUGUAUCGGCAAAUGAAUAUUUAAAUUUCUACAACAUGAGAACUGCAGAAAAGGUUAACGAAAUUAUUGAAUCUACAAAGCCAAUUUCGUGUGUUCGGCAAUGCGAGAACAAACCGCUUCUUGCAAUUGGAUAUGCCGAUGGUUCAGUGAAGUUGUUCAAUCAAGAAAAUGAAGAUUCUGAACCAAUUAUGUUCUCUGGUCACAAGAAAGCUGUGAACUGCAUCGAGUUUAGCAGUGAUGGCCUUCUGUUUGCGACGGGUGGAAAAGAUGGAGUCAUUGUUCUGUGGGACAUUCUUGCCGAACGUGGAAUGUUUCGUUUACACGGCCACAAGGAAUCAGUCACACAAAUGAAAUUUGUCCGCGGUGAUAGAUUCAUAAUUUCCACAUCGAAAGACAGUUUGAUCAAGUUUUGGAGUAUUGCCUCGCAGUCAUGCUUUUAUACAGUGAUGGACAGCCGAAACGAAAUUUAUUCAAUGAGCUUGCAUCGUGAUGAAACAGUACUUGUAGCUGCAACUGCUGAAUUAGAAUUGCUUGUUUUCGAACUCAAUUGGAAAAAUGGCGCUAUCUUUGAACAAGAAGUAAAAAGUGAAGAACCUUCUGCAAAGAAAGCAACAAACGAUGAUGAAAAGGAAGAUGAUGUUCUUGCUAAUAUGGCCAAUAGAUAUAUCACGACAAAGCUGCGCGGAAGAGUGAUCCGUCAGAGCAAAGGAAGAGCUCUGCAAUUGGUCGCAACUCAUGAUGAUCGAUUCUUAGUAUGUGUUGGUGCUGAUAAAGUGGCCGACGUCUAUAGAGUCUUCUCCGAAACCGAAUCUGCAAAAAGGCUUACCAAAAAGUUAAAAAGUGCUAAACGAAAAGCGACAUCUGACACAACAACAGUUAACGAGGAUGAUGUGGCAAAAGAUGUGACAAUUCUUGUUACUCGCAUUGGAGAGAUGGUUUUACCUCAUAAAAUCAAGUGGAUUGAUGUUGUGAGAUCAGUCAAAACAAACGAAAACACUUUAAUUUAUAAGUGGUAUGCACUUCUCACAGACAACACAGUUCAUUGGGUCAAAAUGAGUAUUGAAACUACGUCAAAUAGUGUUGAAUGUGAUAGUGUUGGUAAUCUAGACAAACUCGGUCACAGAGAAGAUGUACGUGCUUUAUGUGUAUCUUCUUCUUCAAGUCUUCUUGCUUCUGGAGGUGGAAAUGAAGUAAUUGUAUGGAGUACACACUCAUUGCGGUCGUCAUUAACAUUGACUGACAACGAUAUCAAAGACAUUGUCGCAGUUAAUUUUGUUCCUGGUGAUAACUACAUUUUAACUGGUGGAAAGAACGGAGAAAUCGGCGUGUUCGAGUUAAGUAGUGCCGAGCUGGUUGAAACAAGAAAAGCACACACUGGAGCGAUUUGGACUAUUCAAAAUUCACCUGACAAUGAAGGAUUUAUCACGGCUUCUGCAGAUAAGACGGUUCGAUUUUGGUCAUUUGUGCUGGUGACAGAAGGAUCAAGAAAGAGAAUUUCCAUCAAAGAACAAAAAGUUCUCGAACUUCCCGAUGAAGCAUUGGCUGCAAGUUUCUCUGCGGAUGGAAAAUUUCUUGUUGUGGCUCUUCUGAAUAACACAUGUUCAGUGUAUUUUGUUAAUACGCUUAAAUUCUUUGUUUCUCUAUACGGACAUUCACUGCCUGUCACAUGUGUCGAUAUUGCACCUUCCAGUAAACUUUGUGUCACUGGAUCCGUCGAUAAAUCAGUCAAAGUAUGGGGAUUGGAUUUCGGUGAUUGUCAUAAAUCAUUCCAUGCACACGAUGAUGCAGUAACUUCGGUUUUAUUCUGUCCUGGAGAAGAACAACUCUUCUGGAGCGCCGGAAAAGAUGGAAAAAUUAAACAAUGGGAUGCAGUGAAAUUUAUUAUGGUUCAAGUUCUUGAUCGACACACUUUGGAUAUUCGUUGUUUGGCUCAGUUUACUAAUGGAUCUGUUAUGUUCUCUGCUUCUCAUGACAAGUCAAUCCGUUGCUGGGAGAAAACCGAUGAAAUUUUAAUUGUCGAGGAACGAGAGGAAGUUGAAAGAGAAGAAGAAUACGAGAAAAAACUUAUUGAAGAGGAAGACGUUGUUGCUGGUGAAAAUGCUGACAAUGAAGCUGGUGUGGCUAGCAGCAAGACAAGUUCCAGUGUUGUAUCCGCUGAAAAUAUCAUUCAAGCAGUUGACAUUGCUAGAAACGAGAAGGUUCAACGCCAAGAAGAUCCAGGGCAUGAACCACAUCCUCUUAUUGGAGCGUAUAACAGUAAAUCAUUGGAUCAUUUCAUCGUUGAUGUCGUCGCCAAAUGUAGAGCCAGCGACCUUGAUAGAACACUGCUUCUAGUACCUCUCUCCUACGUUGCGGACAUCCUUCUGGCUAUUUCAUCUUGCACACAACAACAGUAUAAAGCUGAAUUGUGCACCCAUGUUGCUGUAUAUCUAACAAGAAUCCACCUCAGUCACAUCACUGCCUCGUCCGAUUAUGUCCCAAUCUUCGAACAAAUGAAAUCGAAAAUGUCCGAGGGUGUGGAAAAAUUGAGAAAUGUCACUGGAAUCAAUUUGGCAGCGCUUCGACUGUUAGCUACAGAGCUAGAAGAUCGUGAGCAGGUUAAAAAGUUUGCUCAAAUUGAGCUUGGAGUGGAAGAUCCAAAAAAGAAGCGAAAGGGGAGGAAAGCGGUGUUAAAGACGCUAGCAUAAUCCUCCUGCAUCUUCUCCACGACCCACCAACUCGAGUUGUUCUCCACAACUACGACGCCUUCAAAUCUAUAUCUUUCUUUUCCUUUUUGUUUCCUUCGUUAGAGUUGUCUCGUUUUUUCACUCUUUCAAUUUAUUCUUGUUAUUGUUACAUUCUAUAUUCUUUUUUUGUUUCUGUUACGUUCGUUUUUUUGUUUCCCACCUCGUUUCGUUGUUUUCCCUUCUUUUUUUGUUUUUUAUCCGCAUUCAAUUUGUUCGCUCAAUAAAAACCACUAUCGAGAGU
Caenorhabditis elegans is the source of this 3078-nucleotide messenger RNA. RefSeq names its product Small-subunit processome Utp12 domain-containing protein (gene F13H8.2). The record is from RefSeq and is marked reviewed. Lineage: Eukaryota; Metazoa; Nematoda; Chromadorea; Rhabditida; Rhabditidae. The coding region runs from base 9 to 2798 and encodes 929 amino acids. Gene Ontology annotation, cellular component: nucleolus. The transcript has 10 exons.